Molecule: messenger RNA, 462 nt
Organism: Dermacentor andersoni
Lineage: Eukaryota; Metazoa; Arthropoda; Arachnida; Ixodida; Ixodidae
Source: RefSeq, a predicted model, not a curated record
AUGCUUGGAAACCUCGCUGACAACUUCAUGCAGCAACUAACGGCAUUCAUGCAAAAGUGUUCGGAGCGGGGGGAGAUACCCGGGGAGUGGAAGAAAGCAAAUCUAGUCCUCAUUCCCAACCCAGGAAAAGAACUCAAACUAGAGAACCUUAGGCCAACCUCCUGUGUAGGCAAGGUCAUGGAGCACGUCAUACAGAACAGGCUCAACGGAUACUUGGAAAGUAAGGAACUCUACCCGAAGAGCAUGGUUGGAUUCAGACAACAACUAUCCACAAACGACGUCAUGUUACAACUCAAAGAACAAGUAUUGGAAACGAAGACUAGUGACUGGAGAGUUAUAGUGGGACUGGACGUCAGCAAAGCGUUUGACAACGUCAAAAACCAAGCGAUCAUUUCACACCUCAAUUAUCUCAAUGUAGGAGGCAAGCUGUACAACUAUAUCAAAAGCUUCCUCACGGACUGA